This is a messenger RNA of Rotaria socialis, 2325 nucleotides long. The record is from the annotation of a GenBank genome assembly. Lineage: Eukaryota; Metazoa; Rotifera; Eurotatoria; Philodinida; Philodinidae.
AUGUCGAGUUUACCUAAACGAAAUGAUGCUCGGCGGAAGUUCUACCAUCAACAGCAACGGCUACCAUCACUAAAACAAGAUAAUAACUAUGAUAAUAAUGGUUAUAAUAAGCAGCAUUUCGAAACAACAUCUAACAAUGGUUAUGAAUAUGAACAAGGACCUCAUCAAUAUAAAGAUCAACAAGCAGUAUAUUACGAAACACGCUCAAAUAAUAAUUCAGCUUCAGUUCAUCACUCUUAUUUCCACUUUACAUCAACCGAGAAAGACAGAGAGAGAGAGAUAUCGAUGCAGAAGUUCCCGCUUGAAACAUAUUCUUUAAUUGAAAUUUCAACAUCUACAGAUUCAAAUCAUCAACAAACUGCAAUGAAUACUGAUGAUAUGAAACAGCGAAGUACCGAAUCAUAUUCAUCUGAGCGUAAUUCGAAUAAUCGUGUUCGUUUUCUCGAACCUUCUUCUGCUAAUAAUACAGCACCACAACAUUCAAAAUUAACAAAAUUUGUUCCAUCGUCUGAAAGUUUUGAAGCGACGUCCAUAGAAAGCAUCAAUGAUAUUUAUCAGGAUGGACCUAAUUCUGUUAGUCGUGGCCUUCAAACAGAUAUUAGUAAUGCAUCAGUCAUUGAUUGGGUUUUAGGACAAAAGACUUCAUCAACUGGCGAUAGUGCAUAUCGAAAUGAACCACCUCAAGAUCCAGGCAUAGAAAAAGAUCGUGUGCGUGUUAUCGUUCGUGUUCGACCGUUGAAUAGUCGUGAAACAGAAAAAUCAGAUCGGUCAAUAUUAUUUUGCGAAGGUGAAAAUUCUAUUACAGUUGAAGGCGCAAAACAUAGUCGACGAUUUACAUUUGAUAGUGCAUUCGAUGUAACAUCAACACAAGAAGAAGUAUUUCAUUACAGUGGUAUCAAACGUUUAGUCGAUAUGGCUAUCGAUGGAUAUAUUUCAACUUGUUUUGCAUACGGUCAAACCGGUAGUGGAAAAACGCAUACCAUGAUUGGUCCAGGCGGCGCCAACAUUUUUCGUAUGGAGGAAAAUUUUCGAAUAAAAAACUUUGGUUUAGUUCCACGAGCAAUUAAUUAUUUAUUUCAACAAUUACGAGAAAAAUCUCAUGAAACAAAUGCUCCUUAUUAUAUACGUGUAUCUUAUUGUGAAAUCUAUAAUGAACAAAUUCAUGAUUUAAUUAGUCCAUCACAUAGUGAUAAUUUACAAAUACGUGGUUCAAUUGAAGAUGGAUUUUAUGUUGAAAAUCUUUUUCAAACAUACAUUGAAACUAUGGAUGAAUUAUUAACAAUACUUGAAGAAGGCGAAUUAAAUCGAGCUAUGGCUUCACAUAAUCUUAAUGAUACGUCAAGCCGUAGCCAUGCAAUGCUUUCAAUUCAAAUUGAACAAGACAUACAAGGAAACGAUGAUCUAAAAGAACAAAUGACUCGACAAGGAAAAUUAGUUUUUGUUGAUUUAGCCGGAAGUGAAAAAGUCAAAGUAAGUCUUUCAAAAGGGAAACAAUUAACCGAAACCAAUAAUAUCAAUAAAAGUCUAUUAGUACUAGGUACAUGUAUUUCGGCAUUAAGUGAUUCUGUUAAACGAGCUGGUCAUAUACCAUAUCGUGAUUCAAAAUUAACACGUCUUCUAGCAGAUAGUUUAGGUGGACAUGGCAUAACGCUGAUGAUUGCAUGUAUAUCUCCAGCAAGUUCUUGUGAAAAUGAAAGUUUGAGCACAUUACGCUACGCUAAUCGUGCGAAAAAUAUUGAAAAUGUUCCCAUAGUAAAAACAGACUCGAAAGAAAAUGUUAUUAAUCGUUUGAAACAUGAAGUACGAAAAUUAAAAGAUGAAAAUCAUGAAUUAAGACAAAAAUUAGGCUAUCAUUUAAAUGUAUUGCCUAAGCUCAAAAAUCGUAAUUCAGAUUCCGGUUCACAAACUUCAAUGCGUUCGUCAGCCAGUAGUGAAAUAUACGAUACUCAAGGUCAAUUAAGUGGCACAACAACGAAAAAAAUUCGAACCGAUCAUGAAAUCUUAACAAGAGAAAACGAAAAACUCGUUAGAAAACUUGAUCAAGCUAUGAGAGAACACCAAGUACAACCCGGUGGAAAACAUGUUCUUGUUGUUGAAGAAGAUCAUUCAAGACAAGACUUGAAUCCAUCACCUACACGCCGAAUGAAUAAAAGUUAUACACAAGAGUCAAGUGGAGAAUUAUCAGAAAUUUUAAAUCGUCCAUCUUAUGCAUCAAAAUAUCGAACUGUUCGUGAAAGAUAUCCAGAUGAUACUUCACCUCAAAGACGUACAGCAACUAUUGUACGACGUGUACCAGAUUCUGCUAUAGUAGAAGUUCGACGAUAA